AUUGAUCAGCACGUGCUUUCACAAAGUUUUUGGUGGACUGUUUUAGUGGCACUGCCGCUUCUGUAAAUAACUCCAGAUGCCUUGCAUGUUGUGACUUGCUAUAAUCUUGGUGCUUGUCUACACGUGGUUUUCAUACUGCUGUAACUAUCAGCACAAUCCCCUAAUGAGUGCAGUUAUACCAAUGUGUUUAUUCCCAUAAACGUAUCAGAAUAACUUUUACUGUUGUAACUGUCCACACUAGGGGUUGUAAAAGCUCACUCCUUACUGGAAUAGUUAAACUUCUACAAAAUCUUUGUAGAACAGGCCUUGGGGAAUUGAAACAGAGAGCAGCACACAUCUUUCAAUAACAGUGUAGUAGGGAGCUAUUUACUCUUACUUUCUAGCGGUAACAGAACAACACUGUUGCAAAAGCUGUACAAAAUUAAGGUAUUAGGUCCCUUUAGGCUUGUAGAAAUAGGCCUUACAUUUGGAGAGCAGACCUAAAAAAGGAGAGACACUGGCUUGUAUCAAUUGGAUUUAGUAGUCCUGGAUAUCUUCUGCCAGUUUAAAACAGGUUUUGUUUUUGCUCUUACUGCAUAUUGCAAGAAUAUUCUAAAAGCAGGAAAGAAUUUAGUUUAAUAACUCAAAUAUGCCAGCUGAAGCUGAUACCCCAAACCAAGAACAUGCCAUUCUAACUUACUGUCUGUCAUUGUGAUCUGAUUUGUCAAGAUGUAUUAAUAUAAAGUAACACGUUUGUGUGUGCUUACUGCACUGUGCUGAUUAGAUUACACAACUUGCAGUUCUACACUCUCCUACUUACCAUCCAACUUUGACAUCAGGUGUUUCUACUCCAAUUCCUGCAAGAUGCCAGCAGCAAUUGUGGAGAACAGUCAGGUUAUCUGUGAAGUAUGGGCAAACAAUCUGGAAGAAGAAAUGAGGAAAAUUCGAGAAAUAGUUCUCAGCUACAGCUACAUCGCAAUGGAUACAGAGUUUCCAGGAGUCGUAGUAAGGCCAAUUGGUGAAUUCCGCAGCUCCAUAGAUUAUCAGUAUCAACUUCUUCGGUGUAAUGUUGAUCUUCUGAAAAUCAUCCAGCUGGGCCUAACUUUCACAAAUGAGAAGGGGGAAUAUCCUUCUGGGAUCAACACCUGGCAGUUUAACUUCAAAUUCAACCUUACGGAGGACAUGUACUCCCAGGAUUCCAUAGACCUCCUUGCAAACUCUGGGCUGCAGUUCCAGAAGCAUGAGGAUGACGGGAUCGAUACCUUGCACUUUGCAGAGUUGCUCAUGACCUCAGGGGUGGUCCUCUGCGACAAUGUGAAAUGGCUCUCAUUUCACAGUGGCUAUGACUUUGGCUACAUGGUGAAACUGCUGACUGACUCCAGGCUUCCAGAGGAGGAACACGAGUUCUUCCAUAUCUUGAACCUCUUCUUCCCAUCCAUCUAUGAUGUCAAAUACCUAAUGAAGAGCUGCAAAAACCUUAAGGGAGGCCUUCAAGAAGUUGCAGAUCAGCUGGAUUUGCAACGAAUUGGACGACAGCAUCAGGCAGGAUCAGACUCUCUGCUCACAGGAAUGGCAUUCUUCCGAAUGAAAGAGUUGUUCUUUGAGGACACGAUUGAUGAUGCAAAGUACUGUGGGCGGUUAUAUGGCCUUGGCACAGGAGUGGCACAGAAACAGAAUGAGGAUGUGGACACAGCCCAAGAGAAGAUGAGCAUCUUGGCUAUUAUCAACAACUUGCAGCAGUGAUAACUGGGUACCACUCGGCAAGAUAUGGUCCCAGAGUGGCAGCUGCAGUCCUAAACUGUUUCCAGCAGUCUCUCUCAUACAAAUGACGUCCAACAGUAUGCAUUUGGCAUGAGGACUAGAGAUUUGCUGAAGACAAAAGAUGCUCCUCGUUUCGGUUCAAACUUAGAAGAAGGGAGUUUAUAACAAUGGCAGCAGCGGUGACUUGCCAUCUUUUUAGUACCAAGGACAAGAGAGACACAAUUAAUGUAUAUACCUCUGUUUUCUUCCUUUUAAAAUAUACUGAAUCUGCAAGGAAGACUUUACUCCAGAACGUUCAGCAGAAUUAAGGUUCUGAAAUGCCAGUGGAAUCAGAGAGUCAAACGCAUUUGCAGAUUGUGCUUUAAGACGCUUAUUUUAAAUUUUUUUGUUGGCUGUAAGGAUGACAUCUGCUUCUCAUCCUUUGCUUGUUUUUAUCUUUGCGUAUUCUGUAGAAACGACCCACUCGUUCAUGGCAGAGUUUUGGGACAGGAUAAUGUCAGACUUUUUCUGGAGCUGAAACAUUCAAAUAGAUCUGUCUUGGUAACUGUCAGACAUGGUAUACUUGGAGCUGAGGCAACCACCUUUGUAGCUCCUAAUUCAGUACAAUUUCCCACUUUCUUUAGGACUGUUGGGCCAGAGAGGUGUGUCACACCUGUAAGACUCAUCUAUCUUCUCAUAGGUAUUAAUACAAUAAACUGUUCUGCAAUUGUUUAAAUGGCCUAGAAGUUUGCCUUUCCUAGAAGAGAUUUGUAACAGUUUGGACCAAAAUUGAUGUUGACUUCAGCUACUUGGUAUUACGUGAUAAUGUGGAAGAUUUUACCCUUUUCAUUAGAGCAUGACCAAGUUUAGUAGGUGCAUAAAUGUGUAAAAAGUGGCCCUAGUUUUAUAUUUUAGUGAUUUAACAGCCUGGCAAAGCAACUGGAUUUCCCUUUUAUAGAGAUAAUAUCCCAAGAGUGGGACGCUCACAAUUGUCUUUUUAAAAAAUUAGAUAUUCUAAAAGUACACGCUUAUAUUUUUGAACAGCUUGGAAAUAUGUUUAAAAGAAAACCCAAAACUUUUGUCCAGAGCAAAUUAAAACUAUUUCUGAGUCUUGCAUUUUAACAAGCUUAUAAAAAUUCUUGUUUUUUUGCAAUGAUUAAAAGUGAUAAGCUGGUAUUUAAAAUGCGUGUAAAUACUAUUGAUGUUUUUAAUUUUGUAAAAUAAAGAUUUUUUUUUUAAACCAGU
Molecule: messenger RNA, 2964 nt
Organism: Trachemys scripta elegans
Lineage: Eukaryota; Metazoa; Chordata; Testudines; Emydidae
Gene: CNOT8
Product: CCR4-NOT transcription complex subunit 8
Exons: 6
Coding region: 844-1722 (292 amino acids)
Cellular component (GO): CCR4-NOT core complex; P-body; CCR4-NOT complex
Molecular function (GO): nucleic acid binding; poly(A)-specific ribonuclease activity
Source: RefSeq, a predicted model, not a curated record